UGCUGGGUCCACAGUGUGACAUGGGGUCCCUGUACCGCCUCCCAUUGCUCCCACUCUGCCAUGUGCCACUUUCAGGUCUCCUCACACUCCUGCUGGUUUCCAUUUUGUCAUAGGUUGCUGGCAGAUUACAGGCCUCCCAUAGGUGCUGCCAGGCCCCAAAUCUGCCAUGGGCCCCCGUACCGCCUGGUCACGCUGCUGCUGGGUCCACAGUGUGACAUGGGUCCCUGUACCGCCUCCCAUUGCUCCCACUCUGCCAUGUGCCACUUUCAGGUCUCCUCACACUCCUGCUGGUUUCCAUUUUGUCAUAGGUUGCUGUAUGGCCUCCCAUUGCUGCUGCCUCCACCGCCACACUGUGGCUCCAAACACUGGUUUUGGCCCCGUGACUGGCCAAAUGAGUGA
Messenger RNA from Staurois parvus, 399 nucleotides. NCBI's taxonomy places the organism in Eukaryota, Metazoa, Chordata, Amphibia, Anura, Ranidae. The record is from the annotation of a GenBank genome assembly.